Molecule: messenger RNA, 2699 nt
Organism: Syzygium oleosum
Lineage: Eukaryota; Viridiplantae; Streptophyta; Magnoliopsida; Myrtales; Myrtaceae
Product: dynamin-like protein ARC5
Exons: 17
Coding region: 61-2361 (766 amino acids)
Cellular component (GO): cytoplasm; microtubule; membrane
Molecular function (GO): microtubule binding; GTPase activity; GTP binding
Source: RefSeq, a predicted model, not a curated record
CAGCGGCAGCUGCCACUCAAAUCGGUGAGAAGAACAGAAAGCGAGGAAGAAGACGCGAGGAUGGCGAGCUGCGCUGGCGGCCAUGGAGAAGCCACGGAGGACUGCGGCGGCGGCGGCAACCAGUCGAGCCUGUACGAGGCGUACAACGAGCUUCACGGGCUGGCACAGGAGUUCGACACGCCGUUCGACGCCCCGGCGGUGCUGGUGGUGGGCCACCAGACCGACGGCAAGAGCGCCCUCGUGGAGGCCCUCAUGGGCUUCCAGUUCAACCACGUCGGCGGCGGGACCAAGACCCGCCGCCCCAUCACCCUCCACAUGAAGUUCGACCCCUCCUGCGAGGACCCGCUCUGCCGCCUCGUCUCCGACGCCGACCCCCCGGCUCUCUCCCAGCACCUCUCCCUCCACGAAAUUCAGGCUUACAUCGAAGCUGAGAACAUGAGGUUGGAGCGCGAACCUUGUCAGUUUUCCUCCAAGGAAAUCAUCAUCAAAGUGGAGUAUAAGUAUUGCCCAAAUCUGACGAUAAUAGAUACUCCAGGACUCAUUGCUCCUGCUCCAGGUCGGAAGAAUCGAGCAUUACAGGGGCAAGCUCGUGCAGUUGAGUCACUAGUGCGAGCCAAAAUGCAGCAUAAGGAGUUCAUUAUACUGUGCCUUGAAGACUGCAGUGACUGGAGCAAUGCUACCACACGGAGAGUGGUUAUGCAAAUUGAUCCCGAGCUUUCGAGAACAAUAAUUGUCUCAACCAAGCUGGACACAAAGAUACCACAGUUUGCGCGAUCUUCAGAUGUUGAAGUUUUCCUUUCACCACCAGCCUGUACACUUGAUGGCUUCAUCUUGGGUGACUCCCCAUUUUUCACCUCUGUCCCCUCUGGAAGAGUUGGCCCUGGACAUGAAUCAGUUUACAGAUCAAACGAUGAGUUCAAAAAGGCCGUAUCUUCAAGAGAGAGCGAAGAUGUCGUGUCUUUGGAGGAGAAGUUGGGGCGAUCUCUGUCCAAGCAAGAACAAAGUCGUAUAGGUGUGAGCAAACUGAGACUAUUCUUAGAAGAGUUGCUUCAGAAAAGGUACAUGGACAAUGUCCCAAUGAUAAUUCCACUUCUUGAAAAGGAGCAUUGCUCUGCAACAAGAAAGCUAAAUGAAAUCAAUCAGGAACUGAGCACAUUGGAUGAAGCAAAACUGAAAGAGAAGGGAAGAACUUUUCAUGAUCUCUUUUUGACCAAGCUGUCAUUGCUACUCAAAGGAACUGUGGUUGCACCUCCUGACAAAUUUGGUGAAACUCUACAGGAUGAAAGGACUAAUGGCGGGGUUUUUAUUGGUACUGAUGGUCUGCAGUUUCCACAAAAGUUUAUACCCAAUGCUGGAAUGCGUCUUUAUGGUGGCGCUCAAUAUCAUCGCGCAAUGGCUGAAUUCCGCUUUGUUGUUGGAGGAACAAAAUGUCCGCCAAUUACUCGCGAGGAAAUUGUCAAUGCAUGUGGGGUAGAAGAUAUCCAUGAUGGAACUAACUAUUCUAGGACUGCUUGUGUAAUAGCUGUUGCGAAGGCUCGCGAUACAUUUGAACCUUUUCUUCAUCAGUUAGGUGCCCGGCUAUUGCACAUUCUUAAGAGAUUGCUUCCUAUCUCUGUUUAUCUGCUUCAGAAAGAUGGCGAGUAUCUUAGUGGACAUGAGGUUUUUCUGAGGCGUGUUGCUGCUGCCUACAACAACUUUGCAGAGACCACUGAAAGAGCUUGUCGCGAGAAAUGUAUGGAGGAUUUAGUCAGCACCACACGCUACGUUACCUGGUCCCUUCAUAACAAGAAUCGUGCUGGGUUACGCCAAUUCCUGGACUCAUUUGGUGGAACAGAGCAGCCUGGUGCAGGCAAUUUUUCCCAGGAAACAACAUUAGGGUUAGUUUCGGAUGAGAAGCCAGAAAUAAAGCAUAGAUCAGAUGUCAAAUUGAGUCAUUUGGCUUCAGGAAAUGACUCAGGCACCUGUAUUCAGACAACAGAAACAAGGCUAGCUGACCUUCUAGAUAGUACUCUUUGGAACCGGAGGCUUGCUCCUUCUUCUGAAAGACUUGUAUAUGCUCUUGUGCAGCAGAUAUUCCAUGGCAUAAGAGAAUACUUUUUGGCUUCUGCAGAGCUGAAGUUUAACUGCUUUCUGCUGAUGCCCGUCAUAGACAAGCUUCCUGCACUGCUUCGCGAGGACCUAGAAUCUGCAUUUGAAGAUGAUAUAGAUAAUGUAUUUGAUAUGACCAACCUGCGGCACUCAUUGGGGCAAAGGAAGCAUGAUGUGGAGAUAGAGUUGAAAAGGAUCAAGAGGCUGAAAGAGAAAUUCAGGCGGAUACAUGAGCAGCUAAGUGCACGUCAGAUGAUUGCAAACCCAGCCUGAGCAUCCCUCUGGAAAAGUUCAGGAGCUAAUCAUUCGUGAGCUCGAGAUGAGGUAUACUCUCAGGGUACGUCCUGUACUGCAUAUUUGGCCAUCUUAAAAUGAAGCUUCAAAUAGAGAGAUCUUUUUUUUUAUUAUUUCAGUCACUAUUUUUAUUCAUUUGUGUGCUAGUUGACAUUUUGCUUAAGAAGAUCAGGGACUAUCUAUCUCUAGAUAUUCGUAGAACUUUCUAUCAGGCCAAGAUGAAAACCAAGCCGGAGCUCACUUGAGAAAAUGUAAAGAAUGGGCAUCGAUUUGCAACCUAUUGGUGUAUAAAGUGGUAGCUUCGCUUUUCCCUUCCC